UUCCUGGGUAUCACCACUAGUGGGCCCAGCCCAGCCGGUGCUACUGCUGCUGCGGCUGCCUCGGUCAGACGCGGACAGGAUGAGGCCUGCCCCGGUAAAUCCAUCGUUUACCCGGGGCGGUUAGCGUGCUCCGGUGCCAUGGCUGCACCCACCGCACGUUUCGACGACGGCCGGCAGAACUUGGGAGAUCUGACCCCGGGUCAGGUGCCUCAGCCGGGCCGAGCGGGGGUCAGCCCCGCCGCCGGGGAAGCGGCGGCUCGCCUCCCCCGGGAUCACGGAGAUCCUCCGGGGCAGGCUGACAGGGACGGUUCCCCGGGGGAAUCCGGCGGGUGCAGGUCCACGGAGGAACCGGUUAAUGUCGGGGAUGAGAAGUCGGCGGCGCGUUUCGGGAACGCGAAGGCCGAGCCGGAGAGGAUCGGUUCAGUGAGCGUGUUGACAGAGGAGACGCUGCUGGAGAAAGACGAAAUCUGGAAAGCUCUGGCCUCUAACUACGGCCAGGUGAUGCCGGUGGACUGGAAACGGAGUCGGACGCGCUCCCUCUACAUCUCCACGUUCAACCUUGAGGAGAGACCCAGCGAGACGGAUGACGCGGCGGAGCUGUCCGACGAGGACGAGCUGAGGGAGCAGCUGGACAUGCACUCCAUCAUCGUCUCCUGUCUGGAGCAGGAGCCCCUUGUCACGGCGGAGCAGGUCAUCGAGGAGAUUGAAGAAAUGAUGCAGGACUCGCCUGAUGCGGAGGCGGAGCGUAAUCCCUCCCAGUCGGACCUGUCCAUGCUCUCUGUGGACAUCCAGCGGACCAGCCCGGGCUUCGAGGACAGACUGAGAUCCCUGAGCGCCGCGGAGCUGCUGGAGCGUCUGACGGAGACGGAGGCGAACAUCAGGAGGUUUUCCGAGGAGCUGGUGCAGCAGCUGGCCGUCCGAGACGAGCUGGACUUCGAGAAGGAGGUGAAGAACAGUUUCAUCUCGGCGCUCAUCGACGUGCAGAACCGGCAGAAGGAGCACAGGGAGUCGCUGAGGAGGAAGAAGAAGCUCAAAGGCGCUGGCGCUGGAGCUGGACCGGCUCAGGUUCUCCCAGAGAGAACGGCAGGAUCACGCUUCAGCAUGGAUGGCCUCUCUUCUGUUAUUCAAAACAGCUUCCGGCAAACAUUUGGCAGUGGCUGCAGCGAACGACAGUAUUUGACCACAGUCAUUCCCUACGAGAAAAAGGGACUACCUCCGUCGGUCGAAGACCUCCAGAUCCUGACCAAGAUUCUGCAAGCUAUGAGAGACGACAGCGACAGGGUUCCUGGUCUCUUGACAGACUACAUUCUCAACGCUCUGGUGUGAGCGAUGGACUGCGAGUGUUUUGUCCGACAUAGAUGGAGGCUGAGGAUCUGCAGACAGUUCAAGUUAGAAAGAAGAGGACUUCUGAAGCACACUUAAUUUAUUCCUGACAUUUUUUUUUACCUCCGUGUGUAUUCUUUGAUCCAUCUUUAAUUUAUUUGUGUUUAAGUUGAUGAUUUAAGAACAUAGUGGAUUCUUGCAAAAUGUCACCUUUGUUGUCACCAAAAAAAGGUGCUUCUUCCUUUUUUAAAGAAUUUCAUCUGAUGUUGGAUGCUUUUAUUAGGGGCAAAGCUGCAAAGCGAAGGGCUUAGUGUUUACGAAGCAUCAGCUGAUCUGAGCCAAGAAGCAAAUGCACCUGCGUUGGAGUUUUUGUAAAAAAGCGCAAAACAUUUUGUAGGCGUAAACGGAUGAGCCAACAUCAUUAUCCCUGCAUUAUUACUUGAACAGCGGCACAAUAAAUGGAUCAGGGAAGCUGAGUAAACAGCAAAAAUGUCAAUAUUAUAAAAACAAAUCUACAUCCAGUCUGUGUCAUCAUGAUGUCAACGAUCUGCUCUCAUCAGUACUGCACCUCCAACACUAUUUUUAUACUGUAAUGCAGCAUAUUGAGCUGAUGCAGACUGGAGUGAGAAAAGGAAUCAAUCUAUCUAUGCAUUGGAGUAAAAACGGACUCUGACCCAAGCACUGUCUGCGAUUCGGAGAUGCCGACUGGCGCCCCGAAUCAGAGCGCACAGGGUGGCGUGCACCUCGACUCUCACUGUGUUCCUACCAGCUGCCUUUGCCUGAACUUUUCUACAUCAUGGAGAGCUUAUUUUCAGUGAAUAAUGAAUGUCAUGUCGAUACACUACCUACAGAGGCCGUGUUGCUAUUUAUUUCUUUAUGUAAAUAUUGUACUUGAAUGAUAGAAAUCUUCUUAUGUUUGCUUCAUUUUACUACUGAGUAUUGAAUAUUAAAGAUAGUGAUGAGGAAACGUGCUGAGUCAGCAUCUUUGUUUCAG
Messenger RNA from Fundulus heteroclitus (mummichog), 2317 nucleotides. RefSeq names its product fasciculation and elongation protein zeta-2. Gene Ontology annotation, cellular component: axon; cytoplasm. The transcript is spliced from 10 exons. Lineage: Eukaryota; Metazoa; Chordata; Actinopteri; Cyprinodontiformes; Fundulidae. Bases 139 to 1326 code for a protein of 395 amino acids. The record is from RefSeq and is a predicted model, not a curated record.